UGUUGUUAAUGGGAUCAACUAUUCUUGCGUCUUCAGCUAAUCCUGGGUCGAGGACCUCAGAGGUCAUCAGUCAAAUCCCCCAUAAGAGCAGACAGUGACACAGCAGAGGAAAUACACUGGGAGCGAUGCAAGGGACGGAUGCUGCACUUCACAGCUUCAACCGAUAAUACAAACAGCUGAUAUUGUCCAAAGGAGAUAUACCACUUACAGAUAAAAAGACACGUCAUUCCUGGUUUCAACUGGAAAGAUUGUUCUAGGAUUAGUAGAAGUGAGGAUAAAAAGUGUAAAUCCUGUAUUCCUGGCACAACAUCGACACAAGACAACUCUAGAUAUGGAUUCCUUCAUGUCGCUGAAGCAGUUCACCAGCUGCGUGUCCGGAAAGAAAACUUCGGCCAAGAGAGUGCCCAAUAGGAGCCAGUCUGUCCGCAGAAACAGCUUAGCCCGCAGGAGGAGCAUCAGCAGGAGGAGAAGCGUUCCUUGCAACAGCCAGAAAGUCCAGGACUCCUGGCUCAGAGUGUACCAAGCUGAACUGAAGAAAGAAAGGAAACGACAGCAGGAUUUACUGGCCAAGAAGAACUCCAGCGGGUCCGUGAGAACAGCUCACUUUAGGAGCCAUCACUGCCUUCCACGGCAGACAACCAAUGUCAGGAAACCGGUAUCAUCAUCAUCAGCAGCAAAGGAUGCUUCCUUCUUUGGAGCUUUCCAAGGCCUCAGUCUGGAUGAACUGUUGGGAGGCACAAACGGAUCUCCUUCCGUUGCUGCUCCUUCUGCUGCCGGAGGAGAUCAGUGCAAGGUUAUGUGAGACUCGACAUUCAAAGACAAUCAGGCUGUGCUUGAAAGAUUAUCCUUCCAAAGAGACUUUGACCAAAGAGGGACCUGCACGUGGAAAAGCUUGUGGAGGAAAUGUGUUUUUUAGAGUUCAAACACCUUGUUACCAAAAAAAAAAAAAAAAGUGAAAAUGUUUGGAUGG
Messenger RNA from Scomber japonicus (chub mackerel), 970 nucleotides. RefSeq lists its product as uncharacterized. The transcript has 4 exons. The record is from RefSeq and is a predicted model, not a curated record. Lineage: Eukaryota; Metazoa; Chordata; Actinopteri; Scombriformes; Scombridae. The coding region runs from base 332 to 802 and encodes 156 amino acids.